Callorhinus ursinus (northern fur seal) is the source of this 663-nucleotide messenger RNA. The record is from RefSeq and is a predicted model, not a curated record. Lineage: Eukaryota; Metazoa; Chordata; Mammalia; Carnivora; Otariidae.
GUAAAGUCUCUCGGGGCGCGCCUUUAGGGCCGGUGGGGAGUGCGCUGUGCAGUUUCUCUCCUGCUAGUUUGAAGAGGCGCGGGGAAGCCACUGGGUGUCGGCCUUCCGGUUGCUGCGCAGGAGCGGCCUUUAAGUUGCGCAGGCCCAGCACCCGCACUAAGAGCCCAGUGGAGGCUGAAAGCUGCUCGCGGGCGUGGGAGGGGCGUCGGGCCCCUCGGCGCCCUCGCGUCGCAAUGAGCCCACGCGGCGCGGGGUGGGAGACAACCCGGGGUCCUCACCCCGCCCCACCGCUGCUGUGUGGCCUGUACCCCCGCACGCUUUCGUCCUGAUCUGGGAGCCAUCUAACACUGCCCGCCUUUCCUCCCCGUGCAGACCCCCAACCAUGCCCGCGGGCGUGUCCUGGGCCACGUAUCUGAAAAUGUUCGCUGCCAGCCUCCUGACCAUGUGCGCCGGGGCCGAAGCGGUGCACAGGUACUACCGGCCGGACCUGACAAUACCUGAAAUUCCACCAAAGCCUGGAGAACUCAAAACGGAGCUUUUGGGACUGAAAGAGAGACAACAUGAACCUCAAAUUUCUCAACAAUAGAAACCUCAGAAUACUUAACUCUGCCAAGAACUCCGUGAAUAAUAUUAUAAGUAUUAAAUAUAUAUUUUUAAAGUUUA